AUGAGCGACUCCGAAGAUGAAAAUUAUGUUACUUUUGGAGUUCCUCUUGAACCAAUAGAUGAAGGUAAAUAAAGAAAAAUAUUAGGAAAUGUAACUAUAAAAAUGAUAUAUUUUUAUUUGUACACUUUACAGAUAAUGUACCAAGGAAGAAACCAAUGACAAUUGAAGAUCAAUAUGCAUAUGAUGCACAAGGUAGACGAAGAUUUCAUGGUGCAUUUACAGGUGGUUUCUCUGCUGGAUAUUUUAAUACUGUUGGUACAAGAGAUGGCUGGAGACCUCAACAAUUUAAGUCGUCAAGAAGUAGUAAAGCAGGAAGUAUUACUCAGCGUCCGGAAGAUUUUAUGGAUGAGGAAGAUACAAGUGAGUUCGGAAUUGCACCAACUGGUAUUCGGGCUAGUGAAAAUUACGUAAAUUCUGGUCAAAGAGGUACAAAACGUGAAAGAAUUACUCGUGACAACAACAAUCCUAUUCCUGGUACUCCAGUUUUAAAGGAUCUUUUGAAACCUGUGAAAGAAACAGUUGGUAUUAUGUUAUUAAAAAAAAUGGGAUGGAGACCAGGUCAAGGUGUAGGAUCAAGACUUACGAAAAAGCAGAAAGCUAAAAUUAAAAGAAGAAACGAAAGGAUGAAAGAUAUGGAGCAAGGAUCUAGAAAGCCAAACUUAGAAAAUAGCUCUGAAGAUUCAGAGGAUGACUAUGAGAAUGUCACGUUUGCACCUGAUGACUACGAACCAUUUAGUGGUUUAGACAGAAGAACUAUAUUGUCUGGUCAUGUAAAUUUAUUUGAAACUCCGGCAUUUAGUAUUCGGGAUAAAAACAAAAAGUUAUCGAUACAUGGGCAAGCAUUUGGUGUUGGAGCAUUCGAAGCUGAUGAUGAAGAUAUAUAUGAGAGAGAAGACAUGUCGCGUUAUGAUUUUUCCUUGGGUCCUGAACGAAAAACCAAAACAAGGUGGUCCGAGGAUGGUAGUUCGAGAAGUUUAAACAAGUGUUUAGAAGGUUUCGUAUUGGCAAAGAAUAAAUUAGAAUUGAAAAAAGUCUUUCCACCUCCGGAAUUGCCCAAAAAUUUCGUACCUGUGCAUACAAUUAGAAAAAGCAGAUUUUAUCCACCAAUCGAAAAUGUUCCUCGUAGAACGCAGAAUGGAAAACGCAAAGAUCUUACUGCUGCAGAUAGAGCAAAAAUUUUGGAAGAUACAUACAAUACAUACAAUACAAAAAAACCAUUUGAAACGCAUCCGAAUUCGGUACCAUCUGUGGCUUCUAAUAUCAUCUCGAAAACGUUAAAUUUACAUGGGAAGCAACAAACGGAAGAAAGACAGAAAGAAGAAAAUCAACGUGCCAAGGCAGCUAUAUCAUGGAUGGACAAACUGACUGCACAAAAUUUUGUUAAAGGAGGCACCGUUGGUCCCAGUAAAGAUUCUGAUAGAAAUUUAAAAAAAUUAGAAGAAUUCAAGGAUUCUUCGGCGACUUCUGAUAAACAAAGUAAAUUGUAUCAAGAUAAUUCUGCGAAGAGUAACGUUGUGAAACCAUAUUUUUCUGAUCCUGAUAAACAAAGACGAUUUGAGCAAUAUUUAGUCUUCAUAAAAGAGGAAGAGAAAAAUAAACUUGAAAGUAUACAGCCAUUGUCUAUGACAGAAUGGGAUAGAGAACAUGAACGAAUUGAAUUUGAACAAGCAAUCAAAUUGUUUGAACAACCGACGAAUGAAUAUGUUGCGAAUAAAUUUACAAGUGCUUCUGAUCCCAGUAAAUCGGAAGUUUCUGCGCACUCUAGUCAAGAAGAUGAAAUUAAACAGGCUGUAAAGAUGAAAAUGUUUGGGAAGUUAACUCGAGAGCGUGUAGAAUGGAAGCCAGUGAGCAUAGUUUGUAAAAGAUUCAAUAUUCCAGAACCAAAGGUUGGUUGUGCCCAACCAGAGAUGCAAAAAAGAUCGGCAAAGUUUUCGAUCUUCGAUUCUCUCGAUUGGAAUAAUUCCGUGAAAUUUUUGCAGGCGUCGAAGGAAACAAAUGAUGUUAGUAUAUCAAGUAUUAGUGAAAAUACAAACAAAAAUAUGUUUGAUAAUACAGUAAAACACGUUAUUGACAAUACGGAUUCAAAUGUUAAAGAGACGAGUGAUGAUAUAUUUUUCCACAAUCAUGAAACUAUCGAACUUGUAUCAGAGAAGAUGAGAAAUUUCGAAGUCUCUUACGAGAAAGUUUUUGGAAAAGAAGUUUCAGAAACAUCCUUAAAGACAGACUCAAGUGGAACAACAGACACAGAAACUAUGGAUCAACAGAAUAAAAGUCAAAAUAAUAUCAGUUCCACGAUGAAAACCUCUACGUCAAAAAGUAAAUCAGAAGAGAAGAAAGAUCUUUUUAAAUCAAUUUUCUUAAGCAGUAGCGAAGAAUCUGAUUCAGAGUCAAACGAAAGCUUAGACAGCGAGGCCGUAAAAUCGGUUUUGAUCGGCAAAGUCCCAAGUGAGAUAAAUGUAAAUAGAAACACCUCUCCACCACGGGGAAUUUUUGCAAAGGUGGAUCUAGAUAGUUUAGUUAACAAUACGAAAAGUAACGUACAAUUGAAUGAGACAACGAGCAAAGAGAAAGAUGUGAACACAGUAAAUUCUGAAUUAGAAACUGAACCUCAACAAGAUAAUUCUAAUUCAAAUCCUUCGGAGACUCAAUUGUUAUUGAAUAUGUACGGGCCUGUUCUUCCUUCGAGAUUGUUAAAAACUGAAAGUAAAACCGCAGAACCAUCUAGUUCUCAAACAUUAAAGUCUGUAUUUAAAAGUGUCGUAGUACCAAGACCCAAAGUGGACUCCGAAAUGUGUGGUGUAUGGGUGGAACGGGAGAAAGUAAAGAAGUCAAAAAAGGAGAAGAAGAAGCACAAACACAAAGAACAUAAAAGUUCGAAACAUAAGCGGAAAUCGAAAAAAGAAAAGCGUGCUUCGCAAUGUAAGAAAUUGGAGUAACAAGAAAAUUAAAUGAAGAAGUAUUUAUUAUACGUUCCAUUUUAUUUGCAUCAUCGUACGGUGCCUUGUAUAUGUUCAAUGAAAUAUUUGAAAAUGCUUGUGCAAAUCCAAUAUUGAGAUAGUUCGAUAUAUACAGGAAUAUAUGUAUCCUUUUGUAUAUGUUUUUGUUUUUAUACUAUUCGAGGCUUAGAAUUUUUUUAUCGUUGUACAAUUCAACGAUAGUGCAGAAUUUGUGAUUGAAUCAUUUAUUCGACGUUGUGGAGUUUCUCGAUGCUGGCCUACUUUGACUCGUGGAAUUUAUUUUCUUCUCUACGCUGAAAAUGUAAGAAAAACAUCAUUUCGAUUUUUAUUGAAAAUUUUUUAAUUUUACUCUCGUAAUUCGUAUAUACAUGUACGAAUGUAUAUAUGUACAUAUAUUUAUUUAAUUUAUCACUCUUUUCAACAUUUUAGAAAUGAUACUUUUUUUAAAGUGUUUUCGAAUACGAAAGUUUUUUGUACAAUUUUAUCAACUGUUAUUGAUUAUAUGGAUCUUUUUCAACCUUCUCGUUUUAAAUAAAAACGUACCUGUUGCUUCUUGAACUUCUUUUGAACAUGUCCGUUAACUUUUUCUUCAGAUUUUUCUUUUCAGUCUUUUCAUUGAUGCUUGUCUCGGAUCCCGAUGUCUGUGACAACAAUAAAGAGAAUAAUUUUAAACCAACUGAUGUAAUAGAUCCUUUUAAACGUAUGAUGCCUGCUCGUUUAUAUACCUGAAGAGAAAGGUCCAUGGAAAUAUUUGGGUCAUCCAUGCUAGCUGAUUUAGUCAAUUUGGUCGUUAUCUUUUUUAUUAUACUUUUACUGUGCUUCUUUUCUCGCUCCAACAUCUCACUCUUAGUAGAACCAGUAGAGAGGCGACUAGAAAUUCAAUUAUAAUUAAUCUUAUUUUUCUCGGUCAUUGAAUGUUCAAAUCGUGGAAUUUUAAUAUUGUAUACUGUUAUCGAACAAAUUAUCGUUAAUAGCUUUAUUAUUUAGUAACUAAUUAACAAAUUAUUAUUAUUAUAUGUGAAAGUGAUCAUUGAAUUACCUGUCAACACUGGAAUCUCUCUGCAAACUUAGAGCUCGUCCUUCAGCAUCCGAACUUUCUAAUGAUUGCAAACUGGACAUGUUGCUAUCAGUGCCCCAAAUGCGUGACUGUACAAGUAUGAAUAAAAUAAAUAAUGGUAUUUUCUCCAGUAUACUUAUUGUCAAAAGCUUAAUAGUGUCACAAUAAUGACGUACUUCUUCAUUUCGUGCUGAUGUCUGUUCCAAAGAUAGACUUUUUCUUUUUAAACGUGGUUUCGAACGAGAUGUUGUUAUACCUUUACCCGGGUCGCUCUCCACGGAUGUUGAUCUAUAAAAUUGACUUCUUUAAUAUUAGGCUCUUUCAUAACGAAUAAAACGAAAGGUCACUGUUGGUAAUAAAUACCUCUUGCCGAUUUUCUUCAAUCGCGUUGUGUUUAUUUCGUCCGCUGCUUUCUUCGAUUCUUUCAGUUCUUUCGCCACGUCCAUUAAUUUUUUAACGGUAUAUUCUAAUUUUUCUGUCCUCUCACCAAGUUGAGAAUUCGAACCUACCAAUAAAUUUCACACAUUGCCAUCUGAUUUCAAUUGAACUAUUUAAUAACAUUAAUCAUACCCCUUAUGUCACUUCUCGAAUCCGACAAUGGCGACGAUUCUCUCGAUUUUGGCCCCUGUGUUAUAAAAAUAAUUUGUCAUAUUGAUUUUUAGUUUACUUAAUUGUCUUUUUUUUUUUUUUUUUUUUUUAGUGAUUUUAUAA
Messenger RNA from Heterotrigona itama, 4725 nucleotides. The record is from the annotation of a GenBank genome assembly. Lineage: Eukaryota; Metazoa; Arthropoda; Insecta; Hymenoptera; Apidae.